Molecule: messenger RNA, 1671 nt
Organism: Ostrinia furnacalis (Asian corn borer)
Lineage: Eukaryota; Metazoa; Arthropoda; Insecta; Lepidoptera; Crambidae
Gene: cce-3
Product: carboxyl/cholinesterase 3
Exons: 2
Coding region: 1-1554 (517 amino acids)
Source: RefSeq, a predicted model, not a curated record
AUGAAAACAGAGAAAAUCAACAGCCAAAAUUACUACGUAAAGAAAAAUAAUGAUUUACCGAUUCCAUUUCAGGCACCACGAGAGCCACCAGCAUGGAAGGGGGUACGCUCGGCCAUGCGGUGGCUCCCCCCGUGCUCUCAGACCAUCGACAUCGUCCCCGUCGCGCCACUGCAGCUGGGAUCGGAAGACUGCCUUCGCCUCGACGUGUACACGCCAGAGGCCGCUACUCCAGGGCAAAACCUACCCGUACUGGUCUUCCUCCACGGGGGCGCCUACUACUACGGCAACAAGAACGACUACGAUCCAGAAUUUCUAGUCACCAAAAACGUCAUCACCGUCAUCAUCAACUACAGAGUCGGCGUGUUCGGCUUCCUCUGUCUAAACGGAGUCGCUAACUUAGGACUCAAAGACCAGGUCGCAGCUCUCAAAUGGAUCCAGAAAAACAUCGCUGCGUUCGGAGGAGACCCCGACAACGUCACCCUGUCCGGCCAGAGUGCAGGAGCCAGCGCAGCUGCCAUGCAUCUCCUAUCCAAAUCCAGUAAAGGAUUAUUCCACAAAUUAAUACUCAUGAGUGGCAAUCCGUUUACCCCAUGGUCUUUCAACCCUGAGCCUGAAACGCCGGCGUUCCAAGACGUGAGCAAACGCAAACGGAUUAGCAACGUCGAAGACGUCUACAACUACUUCGCCACGGCUCCCGUGCGUGACAUCAUGUCCGUGUCCAUGGACACGUCCAUCAACCCGAGAUACUUCAAAUACAGCCCUUGUGUUGACAGCAAUUUUUCAGACCCGUUCUUCCGCGACACUCCUUACAAUAUUAUAAAAUCGGGAAACUUCAAUAAAGUGCCUAUCCUCACUGGUAUUACUAACGUUGAAGGGCUAUUGUUCUACGGACUGCAUAGUGCCGAAACAGUCAAAGAUUUGGAAAGGAAUUUUCUUGAAAAAAUACCUUCGGUAUUUUCUUGGUGUUCAAAGAAGGACAGAGAGCAAAUAGCACAGAAACUUCGUGAUAAUUUUUUUGGGAAAGAGGGGAUAAAGAUGAGCGCUUACAGGAGUCUGAUCGACUUCUACUCAGUUUGGAUCGCGAAUGCAACCGCUGCUGCGUUUGUGGACUUGAUGGUGGAGCAUUCCGAGCAGCCUGUGUACCGCUACGUGUUCUCAUACGAGGGGGACCGCAACUUCGCGAAGGCCAUAUUCGGCAGUCGCGUGUCUGUGCCGGGCGCUUCCCACUCGGACGACUUGUUCUACGUGUUCAAGCCGGCGGGCAUCAGCCUGCUGCUGACUAACAGGGACAAACGCUUCAUCGACAGGAUGACUACUAUGUUCACCAACUUCAUGAAGUUUGGAGACCCCACGCCCUGCAAGAGCAAGUUGCUGCCAAACAAAUGGCCUCCAGUCACGGCCAGCGACCCGGUCGCCUUGCGCCUGGACCGGGAGCUGACCGUCAUCAGGCCUUCCAGGACCAAGCACGAGGAGUUCUUCCUGAGCCUCCUCUGCACGUACGGCCAUGAUGGCUACGUGCCUUGUAAGAGCCAGAAGAGGUGUAAUUUAGAUUAAUAAGUAAGUAGGCAAUUUAAUUAGAAUCGUUGUCUACCAAACCUAGUUACUGGGAUGGCGCCACUAACUUCGUAAAACCAAUGAGAGCUAACGGUACAAAUAGGGUACAAUAAAUAU